Lotus japonicus is the source of this 964-nucleotide messenger RNA. RefSeq names its product GCN5-related N-acetyltransferase 8-like. NCBI's taxonomy places the organism in Eukaryota, Viridiplantae, Streptophyta, Magnoliopsida, Fabales, Fabaceae. The record is from RefSeq and is a predicted model, not a curated record. The coding region runs from base 74 to 775 and encodes 233 amino acids. Gene Ontology annotation, molecular function: N-acetyltransferase activity. The transcript has a single exon.
AUUUUGAGGAUCCAGACACAUCACCCAAUACCCAUUCUCAUAAAAAGUGAAAAAACCCUAAUCAAAUCCACCCAUGGCCGCCGCAGCACCGCCACCCGCACCAACUCCGGCAGCCACAUCAUUGCCGGAAACCGCCACACACCGUCACCCUGUGUUCACCCGCAUCCGCCUCGCCGUCCCUUCCGACGUCCCCCACAUCCACAAGAUGACAUACCAAAUGGCCGUCUUCGAACGCCUCACCCACCUCUUCGCCACCACCGAAUCCUCCCUCACCUCCACGCUCUUCUCUCCGGACAACAAACCCUUCCACUCCUUCACCGUCUUCAUCCUCGAAGUCUCCUCGAACCCCUUCACCGACACCCACUUCGACAACGACCCUUUCUACAAGCCCGUAACGAAAACCGUGCACUUGGAGCUCCCACUCGAUGACCCAGAGAAGGAAACGUUCAGAAAUCAGCUCGGGAAUGAGGUUUUCGUUGCUGGGUUUGUGCUGUUUUUCCCAAACUAUUCCACUUUUCUGGCGAAGCCUGGGUUCUAUGUGGAGGAUCUGUUCGUGAGGGAGUGUUAUAGGAGGAAGGGGUUUGGGAGAAUGCUUCUUUCUGCGGUGGCGAAACAGGCUGUGAAGAUGGGGUAUGGGAGAGUGGAGUGGGUUGUGCUUGAUUGGAAUGUUAAUGCUAUCAGGUUUUAUGAGGAUAUGGGUGCUAAAAUCUUGCAGGAAUGGAGGCUUUGCAGGCUCACUGGUGAUGAUUUGCAGGCUUAUGGAGGUUCUGAGUGAGAAACAAAAUAGGAAGUUGUGUUUUAAUUUCUGUGUUUCUCUGAAUCUGGGUUUGUUGUAAUUUAGCAACUUUGUUGUAAUUUGAGUUUCCAAUUUUCUAGAUGGAUAUGUUUCUGUUUUCCUGCUGCAGAACUAGCACUUGUACUGUUUGGAUGAGUAGUCUAUAAUCUAAAAUAAAAUUUCUGUUCA